Molecule: messenger RNA, 1336 nt
Organism: Rhododendron vialii
Lineage: Eukaryota; Viridiplantae; Streptophyta; Magnoliopsida; Ericales; Ericaceae
Product: probable carboxylesterase 15
Exons: 2
Coding region: 107-1105 (332 amino acids)
Molecular function (GO): hydrolase activity
Source: RefSeq, a predicted model, not a curated record
AGGAAGAGAGACCAUUCACUAUUUAUACACUUCAUCAACUUCAUGUCAACUCCUAAUCACCACAACUAACCACAGAGAGAGAGAGAGAGAGAGAGAGAGAGAGAGAAUGGGUUCCCUUCCACAUCCACACAUAGUAGAGGACUGCCAAGGCAUCCUCCAACUCUACAGCGACGGCUCCAUCACCCGCUCCGACAUCAACCUACGCUCCUUGUUCAACAACAAUCCCCCAAACGACGACGACGACGUCGCCGCCUCCUCCGUCCUAUUCAAAGACUGUCUCUACCACAAACCCCACCACCUCCGCCUCCGCCUCUACAAACCCAAAAACCUGCCCUCCUCCCUCCCCGUCCUCCUCUUCCUCCACGGCGGCGGCUUCUGCGUCGGCUCCCGCACCUGGCCCAACUUCCACAACUGCUGCCUCCGCCUCUCCUCCGCCCUCCGGGCCGUCGUCGUCUCCCCCGACUACCGCCUCGCCCCUGAGCACCGCCUCCCGGCCGCCAUCGACGACGCUCUCGCCGCCCUCGAGUGGGUCCGGGCGCAAGCCACGUCCGAGAAUCCCGAACCGUGGCUGGGUGGCGGGGCGGUUGACUUUGGCAAGGUUUUCGUGUUGGGUGACUCCUCCGGGGGGAACAUUGCCCACCACCUGGCGGUCCGGUUCGGUUCGGGUUUCGGUGAUUUGGAACCGGUGAGGGUGAGGGGGUUCGUGCUGAUGGCGCCGUUUUUCGGUGGGUGUGCCAAGACCAAAUCCGAGGCUGAGGGGCCGCCUGAACCGCUGCUGAAUUUGGAGAUCCUUGACAGGUUUUGGAGGCUGUCAAUACCAGUUGGAGAAACAGCAGACCAUCCAUUCGCGAACCCGUUCGGACCACGUAGCCCUAAUCUUGAACCAGUGAUGCUUGACCCAAUUUUGGCUAUCGUCGGAGGCAGGGAAGUGUUGAAAGACAGGGUGGAGGAUUAUGCAAGGAGGCUAAAAGAGAUGGGGAAGAAAAUCGAGUACGUUGAGUUUGAGGGACAACACCACGGUUUCUUCAUCAACGAACCCUAUUCGGACACGGCGAAUAGGGUUUUGCAACUUCUCACAAGUUUCAUGGAUAUGAACUCCAAUUAGGGUUUUUAAGUUAUGUUGAAUAUGUAUUACUAGCAUUUUGUUAUAGUUUGUAUUUUUUCCUUUUAAUUUCAUUGUAGUCAAUUUAGUGUGCUUUGUGGACUUCCAUUAGUUUGAAGACUAAAAUGGAAGAACAUGUGUAUAAAAGAGUCAAGUACUUGCCAAUAAAAGAAAUGUAUGAGUCAAAUAAUGAAUGAUGAAGGAGAUGCACAAGUGCUUAAUUAUUCAUUGCUC